Messenger RNA from Pogonomyrmex barbatus (red harvester ant), 2638 nucleotides. Its product is annotated as putative receptor-type tyrosine-protein phosphatase mosPTP-1. Lineage: Eukaryota; Metazoa; Arthropoda; Insecta; Hymenoptera; Formicidae. Gene Ontology annotation, molecular function: protein binding; protein tyrosine phosphatase activity. The record is from RefSeq and is a predicted model, not a curated record. Gene Ontology annotation, biological process: protein dephosphorylation.
AUGGGGAGAUCGUCCUUGAGUCUUUCGAAAUUCCAAAGAAUCCCUCACGAAACUGCAGGACCGAGUAUUCCGUCCGGUAGUGAGGGAAUAAACGGCGAAACCAUGGCAGCAGGACUUAACGGGAAUACCGAUCUUCAGGAAUGCUUCCACACUGCCUACUACUACCUGGAUUAUCCACCGCGGAACGUUCCCACCCUUCAAGAAUGGGAGAACAGCGAGCAGGACGGCGAGAGGACCGCCGUGGCCGUCCAGCAAUUCGUUCAGCAUGUCGCGAGCCUUCACGCCGACGGUGACAUCGGCUUCAGCAAAGAAUACGAGCUGAUACAGUCCGAGACCGGCGAUUAUACCGUGGAAAAUUCUCAGUUCGUUGAGAAUAAGGCCAAGAACAGAUACCUGAAUAUACUCGCGUACGAUCACACGCGUGUGCAAUUGCUCUCCUGCGGCGGUGGGCCGCCUAAGAAAGGUCAGGAUUAUGUUAACGCGAAUUACAUCGAUGGAUGGCAAAAGGCCCGAGCUUACAUCGGUACCCAGGGUCCACUUCCACCUACGUUCGAUGGUUUUUGGCGGAUGAUUUGGGAGCAACGCGUAUCAAUAGUUGUAAUGAUUACCAAUCUGGUCGAGCGCGGUCGUAGGAAAUGUGAUAUGUAUUGGCCCAAGGAGGGCACCGAAACGUACGGUUACAUUCAAGUAACUUUAGUGAGGGAGGACAUUAUGGCUACCUACACCAUCCGUACUCUGCAAAUUCGACAUUUAAAGCAGAUCAAGAAGAAGAAAAAUGGGACCAAUAUGGGCGAGCGCACUAUAUGGCAGUACCAUUACACCGGCUGGCCUGAUCAUGGCGUGCCCGAUCAUCCAUUACCCGUUCUGAGUUUCAUCCGUAAAUCGUCCAACGCUAAUCCGCCCGAAGCUGGACCAAUUGUAGUCCAUUGCAGUGCCGGCGUCGGACGUACCGGAACGUAUAUUGUGAUCGACGCUAUGCUGAAACAAGCUAAAGCCAAAGGCGAGAUCAAUGUAUUCGGUUUCCUCAAGCACAUCCGCACCCAGAGAAACUUUCUGGUUCAGACGGAAGAGCAGUACAUCUUUAUCCACGAUGCCUUGCAGGAAGCGAUCGAGAGCGGCGAAACUAAUACCGAGGCCAACAAUUUAAUAAAACAUGUUCAAGACAUGUUAUGCCCAUCGAAUAACAAGACUGAUGCGUGGAACAACAUCGAAGCUCAAUAUAAGCUGGUGACGUCGUGGAAACCUAAAGAUUUUAAUCUUGUAUCUGCUACCAAAGCGUGCAACGUUCACAAGAAUCGUAACAUGGACAUUAUUCCUAUCGAAAAUGCGCGUGUUCAUCUAACGCCGAAACCAGGCGUUGACGGCAGUGAUUACAUAAACGCGACCUGGGUUUCAGGCUUUCAACGCAAUCGCGAGUUUAUCAUAACGCAACAUCCAAUGGAGAACACUAUAAUGGAGUUCUGGCAAAUGAUGUGGGACCACAAUGCGCAGACUAUCGUCAUGUUAACUCAAUGCGAUGAGGAAUAUCCAGAGUUUUGGCCUAUUGAAGGAAAAGAUCUCGAAUCCGAAACGUUCCGAGUACGACUUUGUGGAACGAAAGAGACUGUGAACGGGACAAUCCUGCUUGAAGUCGCAGUUCGAUCGUUGCAGGACGAUUAUGAGCUCAGUGCGAGGAUCGUUCAGGCGCCAUCGAAUCAGAGCGGUUUAUGGCCGCAUAAUAACAAUCCGAAAACCUUUGUUAACAUCAUCCAAGAUUUUCAUCGAGAUUAUCAGAAUGGUCCUAUUGUCGUAAUGGAUAGGUAUGGUGGAGUCGAGGCUGCACUUUUCGUUUUGUUGACGACAUUAAACAAGCAAUUAGAAUUCGAGCAAAGCGCCGACAUCUACAUGUUCGCGAAAUUGCUCUACAUGAAGCGACCCGGCGUUUUUCGGUCAAAGGAGGAUUAUGUAUUACUGUACCAAUGUCUUGAGUCCAUGCUAUCGACGAAAGGUCGCGCGGAGCCCGAUCUGUACGCCAUGGCGAAUGGACACAUUGCCACGCUGAACGAUCCGAAUGAGAUCAGGUCGGCCUCAUCGAUUCAACACAUGCCAAUAGAUUAUUCAUCCAAGUCAUCUGUCAUUCGCGAAUAUGCGACCGUAGAAGUCAGUUCCGAAUAUCUGUCCGACUAUACCAUUCCUAUACGCGUGGACCAUCCAAUCGAGUCAUCCAGCAGUCGUGGGAGCGAACCCUGCCUAUCCUCCCACGGCGGCAGCAACGAUCACGUAGUAGCACCGGAGAAAAGCAUGGUGGUGUCGCAGAGAAACAUUAGUUAUCAUAAUCAUCCACCAUCCGGCGUCUCCGUAAUGGUCGAUGCUAAUGGUUAUAUCACAAACGGCAGCAUGCGCGUACCAUCCGACAGUAUGGAGCCCAGCUGUAAGAUGAUGCCGCAAUGAUGCCGGCCUAUCUUCGGUUGCAGCGCACCCUCGCGAAGAUCGGCCCCGCUGUAAUCGAGACUCACCGGUCGCCGGAAGUUCAAUCACAACCCGACUGAUCCUCGCGUUGCGGAGGAGGUGAUAGUUCGCAUCCACGGGGAAACUGGAAGAGCUUCGAGCGGAUUUCUUAGUGUACAUAGAGCUAACGUGAAUGUUACAAAGCGAAAAA